CCACCCUGUAACAACAUACACACACCGGUCCUCGUCAUGACAGUCGUCGAAGCAUGUCGAUGUGUCGAUUUGCUUUCCCCGUCACAUCCGGACAGUCUCAGCCAUGAUGAGGGGUGAGCGCUAGUCGAGAUGUAUGUAUGUAUAUAUGUUCACCUCGGGAUUAGCACGUCUCCGCGCUUUCCGGUUGUGAAAGCCGCAACCAGGAGAGACCUGCCACGAAACUGAAGGUCAACGGCUACCGCACCUUCUCCACCGCACAAUGGCGCUGAUGGCGCUGAUGAUGAUCGCCAAAGCUGGCGGCAGCAUGGGGUGGUGCCGGCAGCCACUGUAUGGGACAAUCAGCGCGGCGGCGUCGCAGGCGAGGUGCCGUACCCACGUACGGCUGCCGUCACGCGACCUGAGCUGUGGUCCACAAGGCCAUUCCCGCAUGGUCUGCGGCGACGGAGGAGGGACCAGCGACCGCAUGCACCCGUUGACCAACAUGCUGCUUGGCCAUGUCCCGGAUGCUGCUGUCGCGGAAUGCACCUUCUUCCUGGCCGUCAGCUCCCCCCCUGUGGUGCCCUCGUCCUCGUCCUGGGAUGUCAUCCUCAUCGCUGGCGUCCCCAGCGAGCCAACAGAAAUCUUAAAGAAGCACGACGCUCACACCCGCCCACCCUUAGCAUGUCUGCCACUAACACGUCUGUACGACACUGUACGGUAGCACAUCACGACGACAUGCAACAACUCCGUCGUAGCGGACGGGCCGGCAAUCACCGCCAGCUACAACCCCAGGAUGACAAUGACGAUGCCGACGUGGCCAUCAGAAGAUCAUGACGGUGCACCGUACUUACUUCUACCAUAAUUACUUGAUGGCCUUGUAAGUCCGACAGACGAGCUUGUUUAUCUGUAUGUGUGUGUAUCUAUCCCAUGUGUGUGUACCUAUCACACCCGUUCCCCCUCACGACCCCCCUGGCACCGGAGCUCGCACCAGACUGACGGCCCGAGGCGGUUACCUACCACCUGUCCAUCCACGUACCCAUCAUCAUCAUUACAUGGCCAGGAUGGUUAAAGUUAUCAUUACUACUAUCAUUGCUGUGCUGUGGCUGUUUUAUAUGGACUUUGCGGUAUCCCGGAUGGCCGUAUCACCUUGGGAGGAAAUGAACUGCUUUCGGUGCACACACUGGCGUUCAUGAUUGCCCGGCAGCGUGUGCGGGUGGUUGGUAUGGUGGAGUGCUGGAGCACGCGGCGGAGUGGCGGAGGGUGAGUGCGGUGGCGCGGGGGAUUGGCCGGGAGGGGGAGUGGUGGGCCCUCAGUAGCUGUCGCCCGUGUGUGUUUGUGUGUGUGUGUGGAGGGGGGGGAGAAGCGUGUUGACGCUCCACUCCACCCUGACGUUAUGCUAACGGAAUCGCUUCUUCUCCUUCUCCUCCUUCUUCUAUCCCAUUAUAUUUUGCAUGAGAGCUCCUAAUCGGAAGGGA
This is a messenger RNA of Volvox carteri f. nagariensis, 1454 nucleotides long. RefSeq lists its product as uncharacterized. NCBI's taxonomy places the organism in Eukaryota, Viridiplantae, Chlorophyta, Chlorophyceae, Chlamydomonadales, Volvocaceae. The transcript is spliced from 2 exons. The record is from RefSeq and is a predicted model, not a curated record. The coding region runs from base 260 to 700 and encodes 146 amino acids.